GCCAAUGAGUCCAUAACAAUUACCAGUCACCACCACCACCACAACCGUUGCAACCAAAACCCCGUUCCUCUUCUUCACACUUCUCUCUCUCGAAUAGGUUCAGUAGUGGUGCCUCUGCAAGCAUAUUGCUUCCGCUAUCUCCUUUUUUCCAUCGCGAACUUCCACUUGAUAUUGUGCACCCGACACAGUUUUCUUUCAAAUGAAGAAUUGACUCAAGCCUUUCAACUCUCAAGCCUCAGCUGAAUUAAGGAUCUUCUUGGAAGAGUGAGGAUGAAAUCCACGUAGAAGUUUUUCAAUUAGAAUUGGAUAGACACACCAGGGUGCUUGGGUAUGGGGAUGGUGCUACCCCAACAGAUUUGUAGGGCUCUAAAUCAUGAUCUUCUGCCAUUUGUUAUUUCCACAUAAAACUUCAGGAUAAGUUCAAUGUGAGUUGCCAAAUGAAGGUGAAAUAUGACACGACAGAGAACUUUCAAACAUCAAAAUCUAUCUAUUGAGCUGAGAUUUUUAAUAUUCUUUUAUUGGCCAUUAUCCUUAUGUUGAACUCCCAUCCAAGACUUGGAUGUCUUUCUUUCUUAUAUUCUUUUCCCAAUUUGUCCAACAAUAUAAAGCAAAUUCAUGCCCAAUUAAUCACUAAUGGCCUGAAAUCUCGUACCUUCUUGGCCAAGUUAAUUGAGCAUUAUAGUGGCUCACCAGACCAAUGCGUUGCCAAUAAUGCACAUUUGGUGUUCCAGUACUUUGACAAGCCAGACUCGUUUCUCUUCAAUACUUUGAUAAGAUGCGUUCAACCCAAUGAUUCUAUUCUUAUUUUCCAAAAUGAGUUUUCAAGGGGACUCAUGUUUUUUGAUGAUUACACUUACAACUUUGUUCUUGGAGCCUGUGCUCGCUCUCCAUCAGUUUCAACGUUAUGGGUAGGUAGACAAAUACACGCCCUGAUAGUAAAACAUGGGGUUGAGUCAAAUAUUUUGGUUCCGACUACCAAAAUAUACUUCUAUGCAAGCAACAAAGAUAUUAUCUCAGCCCGAAGAGUGUUUGAUGAAAUGCCAAAAAGAAGCAGUGUUACCUGGAAUGCUAUGAUAUCCGGUUAUUCUUCCUUAAAAGAUGGAAACAAGAGAUAUGCUUUUAAUGCGUUGUCUUUGUUUAAUGACAUGUUGGUUGAUGCAAGUGGAAUUAAACCAACGGAUACAACCAUAGUUUCUGUGCUUUCAGCAGUUUCGCAAAUGGGUAUGCUGGAAACUGGUGCUUGCAUACAUGGAUUUGCAGAAAAGACAGUGUGUUCUCCUGAACAUGAUGUGUUUUUAGGCACUGGGCUUGUUGAUAUGUACUCAAAAUGUGGAUGUCUUGAUAGUGCCUUGUCUGUCUUCUGGCGAAUGAACCAGAAGAAUAUCUUAACUUGGACGGCAAUGACUACUGGCCUAGCUAUCCAUGGGAAAGGAAAACAAGCCUUGGAGGUUUUAUAUAAAAUGGGAGCUUAUGGGGUGAAGCCAAAUGAAGCAACUUUUACUAGCUUCUUGUCAGCUUGUUGUCAUGGUGGGCUUGUUGAAGAAGGCCUUCAAUUAUUCCAUGAAAUGAAGAGAACGUUUGGUGUAACGCCUCAAAUACCACAUUAUGGUUGCAUUGUUGACCUUCUUGGCCGUGCUGGAAAGUUAAGAGAAGCCUAUGACUUUAUCAUGAGGAUGCCAAUUAAUCCUGAUAUUGUAAUGUGGAGGAGUUUGCUAGGUGCAUGCAAGAUUCACGGGGAUGUUGUGAUGGGAGAGAAGGUGGGGAAGUUUCUUCUCCAGUUAGAAGAGCGGAGUUGUGCAGAGUUGGCUCCGAAGAGUGAGGACUAUGUAGCUUUGUCAAAUGUUUAUGCUUUAGCAGAAAAGUGGGACGAGGUUGAGACUGUAAGGAGAAAAAUGAAAGUAAAGAGUAUUUUGAAUAAAGCUGGUUCUAGCUCUGUUCAAACUUUCAGCAUGGCUGUGUUGUAAUCAAAAUUUUAUAUUUGAUGUUUCUCAAAAAGUUAUGUUAGCAAGGCAAUAAGCUCAUCACAUACGAAGAAUGCCUGAAGUAGCUGAGACCAAGCAAUAUUACGGAAAUAGCGGUGACAGCGAGUACAGAAUAUGGAAAAGUACUCUUCAUCUACAGAUUGGAAAUACGAGAUGCUUUGAAAGCAGGAUGUAGCAUAGCUGAACAAUGUAUAUAACUGAUGUACAAGUAUGAUACUAAUUGAAGUGUUAUUUUUCAGCUUCA
Molecule: messenger RNA, 2226 nt
Organism: Cajanus cajan (pigeon pea)
Lineage: Eukaryota; Viridiplantae; Streptophyta; Magnoliopsida; Fabales; Fabaceae
Gene: MEF20
Product: mitochondrial editing factor 20
Biological process (GO): RNA modification
Molecular function (GO): protein binding; RNA binding
Source: RefSeq, a predicted model, not a curated record